This is a messenger RNA of Cephus cinctus (wheat stem sawfly), 975 nucleotides long. It is a transcript of the gene mgr, whose product is annotated as prefoldin subunit 3. Gene Ontology annotation, cellular component: cytoplasm; prefoldin complex. Gene Ontology annotation, molecular function: tubulin binding. The coding region runs from base 142 to 717 and encodes 191 amino acids. The transcript has 2 exons. The record is from RefSeq and is a predicted model, not a curated record. Lineage: Eukaryota; Metazoa; Arthropoda; Insecta; Hymenoptera; Cephidae. Gene Ontology annotation, biological process: protein folding; tubulin complex assembly; microtubule-based process.
AACAGAGAUGAGUAGGGAGAUUGCCAAUGAGCCGAUUUUCAACGUCAACGUCUUACAUCUUACGUCUUCUCCAUUUCGUUUCGUGAUUGAAAAAUAAGUCGACGGUGCUGCUGCACUUUUACUGAAAAAAAAGAAAUCAAGAUGGAGACGGCCAACAAUAAAGCUGACGCUCAGCUUAACGCAGAGAAAAAAUCGUACGCCGGUAUUCCAGAGGCUGAUUUUGUGGAUGAUGUUGAUGCUUUCAUGGCCACCCCAGAGAAUGAGGGUUCUGUCGAUAAAGUUCUCAAAAAGCUUGACGAGAAUCACAGCAAAUAUAAAUUCAUGGAAUACAAUUUGGUCAAUAAGAGGAGAAGGCUGAAGGCUCAAAUCCCAGACUUGGAAAGGUCUCUAGAAAUGAUAGAAAAGCUACAAACAGAAAAGAACAAUAGCCAUGACUUGGAAACUCAGUUCCUUCUAUCGGAGCAAGUCUUUGCGAAAGCUAUUGUACCACCCACAGAUAAAGUAUGUCUCUGGCUAGGUGCUAAUGUGAUGCUAGAGUACACUCUAGACGAUGCGCAGGAAUUGCUUGUGAAAAAUAUUGAAGCAGCAAAAAGAAAUUUGGGCUACGUUGAACACGACUUAGAUUUUGUCAGAGAUCAAUUCACGACGACUGAGGUGAACAUGGCGCGUGUAUACAAUUGGGAUGUUAAACGUAGACAAGCUGCAAAAUCAUCAUGAAAUUCAUUAAAAUAAUGACGUAAUUCGAUCAGAGAACUCCUAACCAUAGUUUUUCGAAUCGACGAAGUGAAAAAAUCUACGUGGAGACCGAAACAAGUGCAACUACAUGUUUUUCAAGUAAUGUCAUGGUUAAAGGAACAAUUGGAUACAAGAAGAAAUAUAUCCGCAUUUUUUAGUUUAAUGUUUGGCAGAGUAAUUACACAGUUGUGAAUUAAAAGCAUUUGAUUGAAAUUUUAGUUAUUAAACUCCAUAAUCUAU